GUAUACCCACAAUUUGUAGAACAAGAAAAAGGAAAAAAAAAAGCUAAUGGAGACUGUGAUUAUGUAAUCUUCUGCUUUCAACUUUCAUAAUUAAUAAAACUAAUCUCCUUAUCAACACCAAACCCAAACAAACAUCAAAUCCCAUUCUUCUCUCUGUAUUUGAUUUGGUUGAAGAAACUGUACAGAAUGAAGAAUUAAAGGCGGAAUUUUGAGAAACGAAGACAAAUAAGUGAGGAAAUUGUUUGUUUGUUUGAUUGUUGUCGUUUGGUAGGAGAAGUUAAAUGGCGGGUGAAUUAGGAGGAGGAGGAGCAUUGUCGUUUUCAGUUGCGUCUGUGGUGGAAAAUGUACUGCAACAGCAUGGGAAUAGACUCAGAGAUCUUGAUUUAGUCUCUAGGAGAACUGAAGAAGCUGCAUCUAGAAGACAUGAGGCGGCCGGAUGGUUAAGAAAGGCGGUCGGAGUUGUUGCGGCUAAAGAUUUGCCGGCCGAGCCGUCUGAGGAAGAGUUUAGGCUUGGAUUGAGAAGUGGAAUUAUUCUUUGUAAUGCUCUUAAUAAAGUUCAGCCUGGAGCUGUGCCAAAGGUUGUUGAAAGUCCAUGUGAUGCAGCUCUUAUUCCUGAUGGAGCUGCAUUAUCAGCUUUUCAGUAUUUUGAAAAUGUGAGGAAUUUCCUUGUGGCCAUACAAGAGAUUGGCCUUCCAACUUUUGAAGCAUCUGAUCUAGAACAGGGAGGAAAAUCUGCCAGAGUUGUAAAUAGUGUUCUGGCAUGUAAAUCAUACAGUGAGUGGAAACAAACUGGUGGAAAUGGAGUAUGGAAAUUUGGUGGAAAUGUGAAACCCUCUGUCCCAGCAAAAUCCUUUGUAAGGAAAAAUAGUGAGCCAUUCAUGAAUUCCCUGUCCAGGAAUUCGUCAAUGACCGAAAGAUCUUUGAAUAUUUUGUCCACUGACAUUGACUCUAAGAAAAUGUCUAGUUCUGGUUCAUUUAGUACACUGGUUCGUGCUGUUUUAUUAGAUAAAAAGCCUGAAGAAAUUCCAUCGUUGGUGGAAUCAGUGCUAAGUAAGGUUGUGGAAGAGUUUGAGCAACGCAUUACAAGUCAAUAUGACCUGAUAAAAACAAGUCCUAAAGACAUGGCUGUUUCCCAGGGCAACAAAUUUCCAUUUAAACCUUCAUCUGGUGAUAAAAGGACUGAAGAAAAAACCACUAGAGCAAUAAAGAAAGAGGAAUGCUUUCAUAAGAACCGCAUUUCUGACGAGGAACUUAAAAAUCAAAAUUUGAAACAGCAGAUGAUCUUUGAUAAACAACAAAGUGAUGUUCAGGAUCUAAAGCAUGCACUUCGUACCACAAAAGCUGGAAUGCAGUUUAUGCAAAUGAAAUUUCACGAGGAGUUUAGCAAUUUAGGCAUGCAUGUCCAAAGUCUAGCUCAUGCUGCUUCUGGUUACCAUAAGGUUCUUGAGGAAAAUCGCAAGCUAUACAAUCAAGUGCAAGACCUCAAGGGAAGUAUCCGUGUAUAUUGCCGAGUGAGGCCAUUUUUAUCCGGUCAAUCAAACUAUUUGAGCAUCGUGGAUCAUAUGGAAGAGGGAAACAUUGUUAUUAACACCCCAGCAAGACAUGGAAAUGGGAGGAAGUCUUUCAGCUUCAACAAGGUCUUUGGACCAUCUGCAACACAAGCGGAGGUCUUUUCCGAUAUGCAGCCAUUGAUUCGAUCUGUUCUCGACGGAUUUAAUGUUUGCAUAUUUGCAUAUGGUCAAACAGGAUCAGGAAAAACUUUCACCAUGACGGGACCUAAGGAGCUUACAGAAAAAAGCCUAGGGGUUAAUUAUAGGGCAUUGAGCGAUUUGUUUCUUCUAGCAGAGCAAAGGAAGGACAUCUUCUCUUACAAUGUUGCAGUGCAAAUGAUUGAGAUUUACAAUGAGCAAGUGAGGGAUCUCCUUGUCACCGAUGGAAGUAACAAAAGAUUAGAAAUUCGUAAUAGCUCUCAAACAGGCCUGAAUGUACCAGAUGCAAACCUUGUUCGUGUUUCAUUAACAUCUGAUGUCAUUGAUCUGAUGAACUUGGGACAAAAGAAUCGUGCAGUCGGUGCAACAGCCCUAAAUGACCGUAGCAGUAGAUCUCAUAGUUGCUUGACUGUUCAUGUUCAAGGGAGGGACUUGACAUCUGGGGCUAUACUCCGUGGUUGCAUGCAUUUGGUUGAUUUGGCAGGAAGUGAGCGAGUAGACAAAUCUGAAGUGACCGGUGAUAGACUGAAAGAGGCACAGCAUAUUAACAAAUCUCUUUCAGCUUUAGGUGAUGUGAUUGCUUCACUUUCUCAAAAGAACCCGCAUGUCCCAUACCGAAACAGCAAGCUUACUCAGCUGCUCCAAGAUUCACUUGGAGGUCAGGCAAAAACAUUAAUGUUUGUGCACAUAAGUCCUGAACCUGAAGCUGUUGGAGAAACAAUAAGCACACUGAAAUUUGCAGAGCGAGUAGCCACUGUCGAACUAGGUGCAGCUCGAGUAAACAAAGACAGCUCAUCAGAUGUUAAAGAGCUCAAAGAACAAAUUGCUAGUCUUAAGGCGGCGUUGUCGGCAAGCAAAGAGGGAGAAUCAGAAUUUGCUCAACAUUCGGCAUCUGGAAACUCUGAGAAGUACAGAAGAAAAGAAAAUGAUUCAUCACCAUUCAGUUCUAACCAGCGGCAAGGAGACGUUGCCACUGAUACUAAUAGCUUCCGGCAACCCAUGGGCGAUGUGGGCAACAUAGAGGUUCAUACAAACUCUAUACUGAGGCAAAAACGACAAAGUUUCGAUCUUGACGAGUUAUUAGCAAAUUCACCUCCAUGGCCACCAGUGAUUAGUCCUAACACAAAAUACGGAGAAGACGAGAAAGAUGUAGGCCUAGGUGAUUGGGUAGAUAAAGUGAUGGUGAAUAAACAAGAUGGUAUUAACAGAGUGGAAGACCCUCUCGGGUGUUGGGAAACAGAUAACAGGCAUUUGCCAGAUGCUUUUUACCAGAAACUUCUUACCGACUCUACAAAAAUUUACCCCGAGCAAUCCUAUAACAUGUUCACUGGUGGUAAUAACCGCUUCAACUUGAAUACUGGCGACGACAUGGACGAUCUUGACGCUGGCACUAGUGAUUCAUCAGAACCUGAUUUACUAUGGCAGUUCAAUCAGUCCAAACUUUCUGGUUUAGCCAUCGGAACCGAGUCAAAGAGUAAGAAACCAAAUUUGAAAGCAGCAAAGAAUUCCGACUUGAGCAGGAAUUUAAAUUCUACGCUAGGCCCUUCGCCGUCUAGGAAGUUACCAAACGGAGUUGGUGCUCCGGUAAACCGAGGCGGAAGGCAGCCACCAGCAUCUGUUGAUAUGAAACGCAGAACUGCAAAUAGAAAGUAGGAGUUUUAACCACGCUGAAACGAGAUUUCAGAUUUUUCUUUUUUCUUUUUCUUAUAUAUAAAAAUAUAAAUUUCUUGAUUUUUUUAUUUCUGAGAGAGAGGUUGUUUUCUUUCGAUUUUUUCUGUAUAAUAUCUAUAUAACACAGUAAAAUGGAGCAAUAAUUGUAGUUGCUUGGUUUUUGAUAAGGGAUAUAUUUGUUUGCUCCUGUAAAAUAUUUAUUUCAGACCCAAAUAUUAUGAUCUUGAAAUUCUUUA
Molecule: messenger RNA, 3616 nt
Organism: Mercurialis annua (annual mercury)
Lineage: Eukaryota; Viridiplantae; Streptophyta; Magnoliopsida; Malpighiales; Euphorbiaceae
Product: kinesin-like protein KIN-14I
Exons: 19
Coding region: 282-3362 (1026 amino acids)
Biological process (GO): microtubule-based movement
Molecular function (GO): microtubule binding; ATP binding; microtubule motor activity
Source: RefSeq, a predicted model, not a curated record